AUGAACAGGAAAACAAGGCGCUGGAUCUUCCACAUCUUCCUGAGCCUGGGGAUUGUGUAUAUCAAGAUUGGGGGUUUCUCCUCUGUGGUGGCCCUGGGAGCCAGCAUCAUCUGUAACAAGAUCCCGGGGCUCGCCCCCCGGCAGCGGGCGAUCUGCCAGAGCAGGCCCGACGCGAUCAUUGUCAUCGGGGAAGGGUCCCAGAUGGGCAUCAACGAGUGCCAGUUCCAGUUCCGCAACGGCCGCUGGAACUGCUCGGCCCUGGGCGAGCGGACGGUCUUCGGCAAGGAGCUCAAAGUGGGGAGCAGGGAGGCCGCCUUCACCUACGCCAUCAUCGCGGCCGGCGUGGCGCACGCCAUCACGGCGGCCUGCACGCAGGGCAACCUCAGCGACUGCGGCUGCGACAAGGAGAAACAGGGCCAGUACCACAAGGAGGAGGGCUGGAAAUGGGGCGGCUGCUCCGCCGACAUCCGCUACGGCAUCGGCUUCGCCAAGGUCUUCGUGGACGCCCGGGAGAUCAAGCAGAACGCCAGGACGCUCAUGAACCUGCACAACAACGAGGCCGGGCGCAAGAUCCUGGAGGAAAACAUGAAGUUAGAGUGCAAGUGCCACGGGGUCUCGGGGUCCUGCACCACUAAAACCUGCUGGACAACGCUGCCCAAGUUCCGGGAGCUGGGCUACAUCCUCAAGGACAAGUACAACGAGGCCGUGCAGGUGGAGCCUGUCAGGGCCAGCCGCAACAAGCGCCCCACCUUCCUCAAGAUCAAGAAGCCCCUUUCGUACCGCAAGCCCAUGGACACAGACCUGGUGUACAUCGAGAAAUCCCCCAACUACUGCGAGGAGGACCCGGUGACGGGCAGCGUGGGCACGCAGGGCCGCAUGUGCAACAAGACGGCGCAGCAGUCCAACGGCUGCGACCUCAUGUGCUGCGGCCGCGGCUACAACACCCACCAGUACUCCAGGGUGUGGCAGUGCAACUGCAAGUUCCACUGGUGCUGCUACGUGAAAUGCAACACGUGCAGCGAGAGGACAGAGGUGUACACCUGUAAGUGAGCCUGCCCCGGCCGCUCCCGGCCUGGAUACAUUUGCACAUGCACUCCACGGAGCUGAGCGGAACUGCGGCAAGAGCUGCUCUCCCCAGGAGAUGCUCACCAACGGAGCCCUCUCUUCUCUCCUCACCUUUCGUUGCUUAUGUGGAUACACAUUUCAGACUCUUAUAAAGUCAGCCAAGAAACAAAAACAAGCAGACCCCUCCUCGGGCCACCAGAGACAUGAAAGAGAGAGGAAAGGAUCGCCUCAGUGAGCCUGCCCCUCAGGAGGAGGGAGCGCUGGCUGCCUUGCGGAAAGAACCGGCCAGGGAGGCAUCUCUGGGGCUGGCAACAACUCUCGGUUUGGGAAAGGGGUGCUCAAACACCUCUGUGUACGAGGAGCAGGGAGGGGUAGGGGAGAAAUCCCUAGAGAAGGGCUUUGCACAGGAUGGGAUGGACAGAGCCUCCCCGUGAAUUGCCUGUGGGAGUGUGUGGAUAACACAGAUUUAGGCUCCCACAUUCGUGAAAAGCUUCUACUGGUCUUGCCCAUAUUUCCACGUCACAGCACUUGCUGCAGCAAGAAGAACUGUGGAAGGGUUCUGUAGACACUGCUUUAUCUGCCUUUCUCGUGUGUGUGUGUGAGCUGCAGAUUUUAGCACAGGGAUUUGGGACACUUGGGCAUAAUAAUAACAAUAUUUAACAAUUUAUUCAGAUAAAACUAAUAUUAAUUUAUUUAAUUAAAAGAAGAACUUUACCAACCUUUCUGGAACUAUUCUGCAAUUAAAGUAGAUAGCUGGCUUUCUUUGUGGAAUAAUUUUGUAGGAUCAGCAAGGAAACACUGGAGCUGUACAUAUUAUUCUUGACUAGGAUAUUUCUAUUAGAUGGACUUGCAGGAUAUGUUCUACAGUACUGGAUGUUUAAGGACAAAAGCUGGAGUCUUUAUAUAUAUGUACAUACACAAACACACUGUAUUUGGGGGUUUUUGUUUGUUUGUUUCCUCCUGUUUGCUGCUAGUUGUCUGGAACAAAAGUGGAGUGGUAGGGGUUACAGAUCUUUACCAGUUUUGCAUUUUGUUUUUUUUUUUUUUU
This is a messenger RNA of Agelaius phoeniceus (red-winged blackbird), 2113 nucleotides long. It is a transcript of the gene WNT7A, whose product is annotated as Wnt family member 7A. The record is from RefSeq and is a predicted model, not a curated record. Gene Ontology annotation, biological process: canonical Wnt signaling pathway; cell fate commitment; neuron differentiation. Lineage: Eukaryota; Metazoa; Chordata; Aves; Passeriformes; Icteridae. Gene Ontology annotation, molecular function: cytokine activity; frizzled binding. Gene Ontology annotation, cellular component: extracellular region.